AUGAGGUGCAAUGGGAUCGUUUUCUUUGCUGUUGCACCCAUAUCCUCGCUGAGUCGACGCAGCACAACUAUAGGUGCCGCCGCACGCGCCCAAUCUGCACCAAAGGCACCAGCGGUGAGCGAGAAGGCGCGAAGCCGCGACGCUGACCCCGCUGGAUUUUUUCGCUUUGCUGCGCCCGCUGUAGUUCAUGUGCACACUCUUCCACGGGGAAAAACUUCUGUUAGGCGAAAACAGGGGACGCACCGCGUGGCCGCCUCCACCGCUUCGCCACCGCAGUCGAAGCCUAAUGAAUACAGAAGAAACGUCAGUGCCACUGCCACCCCCAGCAGCAACAGUUCUGGCGGAACGGCAGUCGAAAAAACACCUCUACGUUCACAGGGCCGUUACUUGACUCCCGCAGCGGUCAACCUGCCGGUGAGUCAAGACGGUGCGUGUGUUGCUGGCAAUGUCUCCGCCACGAAAAGUCAGAAAAAUGGCGCUGCCCCCCUAAAGUUGGCGAAUAUGCGUAUUAUUCGCCUGUGCUGA
This is a messenger RNA of Trypanosoma grayi, 525 nucleotides long. RefSeq lists its product as hypothetical. The transcript has a single exon. Lineage: Eukaryota; Euglenozoa; Kinetoplastea; Trypanosomatida; Trypanosomatidae. The coding region runs from base 1 to 525 and encodes 174 amino acids. The record is from RefSeq and is a predicted model, not a curated record.